AUGACAUUCCUGGAAUCGGAGCAUGAUCACGUGAAGUACAGCAUCAAGGAACUUGUGGAACUUCUGUUUCACAGCAACGUCCACCCCAAUAUUGCUACUCAAAAGAGUAACAAGGAGAGCGAAUGGCGUGGUUUGUGGCGGGCCAAGUUGAGAGAACAUCAAGCUCGUAGACUACAAAAUAGUCAAGAUAAUGUACUCGAUGUUGACGAGGCUGAGUCAUUUCCGUCUGAGUCCAUACCAUCAAGCACAAACCACGGCGACCAUGAGAUGGCACCCAAUCCCGCUAUUACACGAUACCCCACUCUCCCGCUGGAAAACCCACCAGUGCCCGCAAACACCCCAGCCCGAACGGGCAUUCAUGCAUACCUUAACCCCGCUUCCACUUUCGAUAUCGUCGAAGAUGUCAGGAACCAGGUUGCAGAGAUCUCUACGACUCAAAACAGUCUUGAGAAUGACGCGCAGCUAGCGCCAAACCAACCGCUCGAGAACAUGGCACUCGGCGUCUUUUUCAGCCCCAAUCAAUUCAAAGCUCUUAAGACGGUUCUGCAAUUUGGUCUGCAAUUAUGUGCCCUGUUGCAAGUACAGUUUGGAACAAUGAUCUCUGUGGAUGGCGCCGGUAAUAAACGGAAAGAGUCAUUCCUGCGUUUCAAGCUCAUCUGUGGUGUGAAGUUUGACCCGUCAAAUAUUUGUAUCUCACCCAGAGUUAUGAUCAUAUUGGCGAUCGCAUUGGGUCAGCUCAUGUAUAUACUGCUUGGUCCACGGUUGAGUUUGGUGCUCUUUCUUAUUGUCACAUUGGUCGGAUCGUGCAGGACGGGCAAGAAAGAGAAGAUUGUCAUUUGA
This is a messenger RNA of Penicillium verhagenii, 840 nucleotides long. RefSeq lists its product as uncharacterized. NCBI's taxonomy places the organism in Eukaryota, Fungi, Ascomycota, Eurotiomycetes, Eurotiales, Aspergillaceae. The record is from RefSeq and is a predicted model, not a curated record. The coding region runs from base 1 to 840 and encodes 279 amino acids. The transcript has a single exon.